This is a messenger RNA of Clunio marinus, 1692 nucleotides long. Lineage: Eukaryota; Metazoa; Arthropoda; Insecta; Diptera; Chironomidae. The record is from the annotation of a GenBank genome assembly.
AUGUCACUUUCUGAACAAUCACGUAAAGUUGAAACAAAAUGGGAUCUAGUGAUAAGACAAUUAAGAGAGAAUCAUCGAAAGAUUAUUAGCAAAUCUCAUUGCGAAAUCUCAGUUUUCAAUUCAUUGAACAAAAAAGAAAUUAAAACUAUGCUCAUCUUAUAUCUUAAUGAUUUGAAGCCUGCUUUGAAGAAAUCAUCAAAACUAAGUGAAGAAAUUCGUAUUGAAGGCAAUAAAAUUUUCAAACUUCCUAAUGCAAAUCUUUUUGAAGCUUGCUUUUUAUAUUCCCUCGCACUUAAAUGUUGCUCAGAAAAAGGAGAUUUUGCAUUUUGUCAUGGUAAUCGAGCAGCGGCAUUAAUGAAAAUUGGCUUCAACCAAGUAGCAAUGAAUGACUGCUAUCAAGCACUUAAAUAUCAACAUCCAGAUCCUUUUAAAAUUUAUGAAAGAUUGUGUUCAUUAUCACAUAAUUCGUUGGAGGAAAUGAGAAAAAAUUUAGCCGGCUUAGAAAAGCAUCUAAAGAAAUCUUCAAAGCAGUCAAGAGAAAUAAUUCAGCAUUAUAAGAUUCGUUUAAAAGCUAUGGAAAAGGAAAAGUAUGUUAACGAACUUCCCGAAGUUGACAACCUUUUGUUGGAAUGUAAAGAUGACGUGAAAGUGAAGCAAAUGAUUAAUAGAGAUGUCGGAAGAUAUGUUGUCGCACAGAAGGCAAUUGCAAAACAUGAGAAGAUAUUUAGCGAAUUGCCGUUCGCAUUUAUCCCGGUACAUAAUCAUGGGGUUAAGAAAUACUUCAACAGUGACUGCGAGAACUGCGGUCUUGUUAAUAUCUGGCCUUUUCUUUGUCUCGAAUGUCGCAUGGCGUCUUAUUGCUCACCGAAAUGUUGUGAGGAUCAUCAGAAGAUUCAUAAAUACGAAUGUGAAGGCUACAAAAUCAAUUUGUGGUUUGAAAUUGGAAUUGCGCAUCUUUCGAUUCGAUGUCUACUUGUUGGCUUUCCUUCGCUCCUCAAAAAAAUACAAUCAUUUGAUCAUAAGGAAUAUAAAAAUAAGCCAGAAAAGAUUUUUAAAAGAAUCCUACAAAUCUGCAAUGAGGAACAUCAAAAUUACUUUGAAUCUUCUGAAAAUUCGAACAAUGAUUUUCAUGAUUAUGCAAAAGUCAUUGGACUUGUACCGAAUCUUUUUCAUUGUGGGACAUUUCCAACGAAGAAUAUGCCUUACGCAGUUACUGCCCAGAUGCUGACAAUUUAUUUACGAGACCGAACUUCAUUCUUUCAAGAUCACAUAACGAAAGAAAUAAAUAUUUUGGAAAAGAAUUCCGAUUGGGAUUUAGUUGUCGGUGCAUUGAUUAUGAGACAUAUGGGACAACUUGUUUCAAACGGUCAUGCAAUUGUUGAUUUUCGACAAAAUGUUUUUACAACUGAACCACUUAAACUUAUGGUACUUAGAAAUCAAGCAAAUGGAGGCGGUCUUCAUCUCUUGCUUAAAUCACAACGAGUCUUCACUGGAAUCUUCCCAAAGGUUUCUAUGCUCAAUCAUUCAUGUUCAUCGAAUAUUAGAAACGUGUUUGAAGGAAAAGAAUUGACAAUAUUUUCAAACGACAAUAUAUUGAAAGACGGUGAAAUUUUCAACUGUUAUGGACCAAAUUGCAAGUUGAUGUCAUAUCGAGAAGGUCAGGAUACUUUGAGAUUAAAUAUAAAUCAUUAA